UCAACCUCACUGCUAUUUCUCUGUGCUUUUACUCUUAGGCCCCAAGUAGUAGUACUCUACUUUCCUAGGCCAUUUUCUUCAACCUCCACCAGGAGACCCAAAUGGAACUCAGCCACCAAUGUUAUCAUCACCAACCCCACUCUGCUAAUCAUGGAGUCAUGCACGACCAUGCUCCAACUGAAGCAAAUUCAAGCCUGCAUGACCGUCAAUGGCCUCAUUACUCACACAUACGCUGUGAGCCGAGUCGUAGCCUUUUGUGCUCUUGCUGACAUCGGUGACGUUAAUUAUGCCCAUGAGACUUUUCCUCAAAUCCCAAAGCCCAAUACUUACAUAUGGAAUACGAUGAUCAGAGGCUACGGUAAAGCUAAAAUUCCCACUGUGGGUUUUUGGUUUUUUCGUUGUAUGGUAAGAGAACGCGUCGAAAUGGACCGUUGGAGCUUUGUUUUUGCGCUCAAGUUGUGCGAGCAGUUUUGUGCUAUUUCGAAAGGGGAAUCAGUUCAUUGCAGGUUUUGUAAGAUGGGUUUUAGUUCGGAUUUGAUAGUACAAAAUGGAUUGGUCCAUUUCUAUGCUGAGCACGGGUGUUUGGAUUUUGCACUUAAAAUGUUCGAUGAAACUCUGGUGAAGGAUGUUGUUACUUGGACCUCAAUAAUUGAGGGGUAUGUGGUGCAUAAUUGCUCGGAUGAGGCUUUGGAAUUGUUCAAUCUGAUGCUGCUGAGUGAUGUUGAGCCAAAUGAGGUUACCAUGAUUAUUAACAGUGAUUCGGGAAGAAGAUGA
This is a messenger RNA of Juglans regia (Persian walnut), 774 nucleotides long. RefSeq names its product pentatricopeptide repeat-containing protein At2g29760, chloroplastic-like. Gene Ontology annotation, molecular function: protein binding; RNA binding. Bases 151 to 774 code for a protein of 207 amino acids. The record is from RefSeq and is a predicted model, not a curated record. Gene Ontology annotation, biological process: RNA modification. The transcript has a single exon. NCBI's taxonomy places the organism in Eukaryota, Viridiplantae, Streptophyta, Magnoliopsida, Fagales, Juglandaceae.